Molecule: messenger RNA, 4949 nt
Organism: Astyanax mexicanus (Mexican tetra)
Lineage: Eukaryota; Metazoa; Chordata; Actinopteri; Characiformes; Acestrorhamphidae
Gene: eps8a
Product: epidermal growth factor receptor pathway substrate 8a
Exons: 23
Coding region: 273-2813 (846 amino acids)
Biological process (GO): positive regulation of ruffle assembly; Rho protein signal transduction; regulation of Rho protein signal transduction
Cellular component (GO): ruffle membrane; plasma membrane; vesicle
Molecular function (GO): actin binding
Source: RefSeq, a predicted model, not a curated record
UGAAACCUAACGGAGAGGAGCUCAUUCACGCCUCACCUCUCUCAGAGAGCGCCACGCUCUCAUACACCGUCUUAUUUUACUGAACACUCACUCACUCACACAGUAGAGAGGUUUAUUCAGCUCCGACUUCAGGAGGAGAGGUGCAGACCCGGACUGACCACGGACUCCUCUAUAACCAUGAAUUAGCGCCGUGUGGGUCACGAUGCGAGGCUGAGAAGUUGGGGAACAGCUUGAUGUCUUUGGAUUGGUGACCCCCUUGUCUGAAGUCCAAAAUGAAUGGCUAUGCUCCCCCUGCCUACCCAUCGGGAGGCUUCAGUUCCUACCCAUCCCAGCUGAACGGCCAUGGCUCCCAGUCACCAGAGCUGCCAGCGCGCAAUGCCAAGUCCAGUGCAAAGGCUCUCUAUGAACAAAGGAAGAGCUACACUAAAACCAGCAUUAACAGUAUGACAGACACGUCGCAGUACCAAGUUGAACAUCUUACAACGUUUGUCAUGGAUCGUAAGGAUGCCAUGAUCACUAUAGAAGACGGCAUUCGUAAGCUGCGUCUGCUGGAUGCUAAAGGAAAGGUGUGGACGCAGGAAAUGCUGCUGCAGGUGGAUGAAAAAGCCGUCAGCCUCAUUGACCCGGACACCAAGAAUGAGCUGGAGAACUUCCCCAUGGGCACAGUGCAGCAUUGCCAGGCCAUCAUGAACUCCUGCAAUUACGACUCCAUCCUGGCUCUGGUGUGUAAAGAGUCUGGGCAGGGCAAACCAGACCUGCACCUCUUCCAGUGUGAUGACAUCAAGGCAAAUUUAAUACAUGCAGAUAUCGAAAGUGCCAUCCAUGACCACAAAGGCGGAAAAGUGAAGAAGAGGCCAGAGACCCUGAAAAUGAUUCUAAAAAGCGAUGGGGCUAUUCCGCCUCCUCCGGGUGGUCCCGCCCCUGAGCCCCCUGCCACUGUCGGUCAGGUGGAUGUAAAAAGCAGAGUGGCUGCCUGGUCAGCUUGGGCCAAUGAGCAGCAGGACUAUGAUAAACAGAGGCCGUACGGGGAACAUGAUGAGUCUCCGGAGAUGACUGCUGCUCGAGUGGAUCGAGACGUGCAAAUCCUAAACCACAUCCUGGACGAUAUCGAGCACUUUGUCACCAAACUCCAGAAAGCUGCAGAGGCGUUUAAUGAGCUUUCAAAGAGGAAAAAAUCUAAAAAGAGCAAAAAGAAGGGUCCGGGAGAGGGAAUGUUAACUCUGCGAGCGAAGCCCCCAGGACAGGAGGAGUUUGUUGACUGCUUUCAGAAAUUUAAGCAUGCCUUCAACCUGCUGGGAAAGUUGAAGAACCACAUUCAAAACCCAAGUGCUGUGGAUCUCGUUCACUUCCUCUUUACACCACUCAGAAUGGUUAUUCACACGUCAGGAGGAGUGGAUUUGGCAAAAAGUAUAGUAGUUCCCCUCCUCACCAGAGAGGCAAUAGACUUCCUGCACUCAGCAGGGACCCCUGAGGAGCGCCACCUUUGGGUCACUCUGGGAGAUGGCUGGACCAAAUGCAGGCUGGAGUGGCCUAAGGAUCAUUACUUCCCCCCUCACACACUGCGCUUCCGGGAUGGCUGGGAGCCACCGGUGUUGGUGUCUCGGGAGCAGGACCUGACACAGCUGGCUGAAACCCUUGCUCAGGCUGAGAUCCACAGACAGGAGGAGGUGAGCCGCAGACUCCACCAUGAGCAGCAGGCCAGAGUGCAGGAUUUCCCCAUAGCAGACGGGUAUGCCUUCAGUAACACUGCCUACCAGCGCAUGCACCUGCUGGACACAGACAUGGCAGUGGCUGCUUUUAAACAGGCGGUCAGCCGCCACAUAGAUAGAAGCUACGAUGGUAGAGGCCAGCCAAGAAAUUUUGCCAAAUCUAAAUAUGACUUUGUGGCAAGGAAUGGAACAGAACUCUCUGUGGUUAAGGAUGAAGUGGUGGAGGUCAUGGACGACAGGAAACAGUGGUGGAAGGUUCGAAAUGCGACUGGGGCCACAGGAUACGUGCCAAACAACAUCCUUGAGAUCAGCAGGGCGGUGGACAUGACUGGACGUGGAGAGCCAAUUUACAGCCAUACAAUUCAGCUAAUGAUGCCAAAGAAGGAGUUUGAGCUGUUCAAGCAAUUGCUGGGAGAAUUAAACGAGAAGCAGAGAACAGACUAUGUACCAAAGCCUGUAUCGACCGCCAUCCCGCCGGCUCCGACGCCACCUCCUCCUGCUCCUGCACUGGUGCAGCUGCCCACUCCCCCACUUCCCCCUGCAGCUUUCCCUCCAGCCACAGAGCCCCAGAGGAACUCACCCUCUAACAUCAGUCGCCAGAACAGCAGCAACUCCAGUGACAAUGGCAGCGUCACCAUGAGGGACCACCAAAAAGAGAGUUUUGCGCCCUCUAACCGCCGCAAGUCGAACAUGGAGGAGGUGCAGGAUGAGCUGAUGCACAGGCUGACUCUGGGUCGCAGUGCUCAGAAGAAAUUCCAGGCUCCUCCUCGUAGUGCCAGCCUUCCCGCAGUAAACAUCACCUACGACUCGCACCCGGACGAGGUCCGAGCCUGGCUCGAGGCCAAAGGCUUCAGCGCUGUAACUGUGAACAGUUUGGGGGUCCUGACUGGAGCGCAGCUCUUUUCUCUUAAUAAAGAUGAGCUGAAGACUGUGUGUCCUGAUGAUGGAGCCAGAGUCUACAGUCAGGUCACUGUCCAGAAGGCAGCCCUUGAGAGGAGCUCUGGCUCCGAGCUGCAGGAGAUCAUGAGGAGGAGGCAGGAGAAAAUAGCAGCGGUGGCCAGCGACUCGGGGGUGGAGUCUUUUGAUGAGGGCAGCAACCACUGACACCUCCUCCUCCUCCCCCUCGCCCUCUUUCAUCCUUCUCACGUUGUCCUUUUUCUAGGACGCAUCUGAGCGUGCCCAGUUCGCAGCCAUCAUGCGCCGCAGACAGGAGCUCCUGGACCCACCGGACAACGGAACCACCUCGGACGUAGACUAAAGCGCUUUACACCCCACCGUGAAAUGAAGGAGUACUGUAGAUGUAGGUUUUUGUACACUACUCGCAUCAUUAGACCAAAAUAAUGCAGCCAAGAUUUCACUAGUUUAAAAAAAGAGACAUCCGAAAAACACAUAGUUGUAGCGCCAUUAAGUUAAGCAUUAAAUCAAUGUUUUCAAUCAUUAAUAUUCUAUUAAAAAGUGAAUGAGCUGAAUGUUCAUUGUGUAGUCCUGCUGUAAUUUGUUUGGGAGGAAGCAGACUGAAACAUUUCGGAUCAGAGCGUCUCAGAAAGAAUCGUAAUGUGUGCUUGCAAACAAGUCAGUGGUGGAGAAUGUGAUAUAAGUGGAGAAGGGCACAUUUAAACAGUGUCUUUUUGGAGUAGUUUUAUAAAAAAAAGGAAAUGUUUCCAGUGAUGAAUGAAGGACGAAGAUUCGAGGACACUGAAAUGAAGCUGAUUUGCUGGACUUUAAUAUGAACUUUUUUUUUUGGUGGAAUGAUUUAGAUACAAGUGUCCACUGUGAAUGUGAAGCCUCAGAUUGUAAAAUGGGUUAUCAGCUCAGAAUGUAGUCGUGCUGGAUCAGAGCUCUGGGCCAUUUAUUGGUUAUGAAUGUUAUAUGAAUGGAAAAGAGGAGAGAGUAGGUGGCUAUCAUUGUGUACAUUUUUGUUUGCUGGCAAAGAAUGAAUAUUUAUAUAUAUAUAUAUGAUAAUUUCAAUUUAAGCAUAAUGCCAAAAGAGUAAGUUUAUAAUGACUGGCAGUCAUUGUGCAGCAGAUGUGGCCACGUAACAGUACCUGUUUGAAAACGCCUUCAGCCGUAUUUUAUGAUUUCAGGGAUUUUUUUCAUACUGCUUGCCUGUAAAGCCUACCCAGACUAGUUCAGUUCUUCCAAGAGCUGCAUGAUUUAGUUACUCCCCAGUUUUUAAUAUCAUUUUUGAUACUCUCUGGCAUCAUUUUAUCAGAAUCAUUUUGCAGUUGAACAAAUGAUUAAAAAUCAGAUUAAACACAUUUUUUAGAUUGCAGUUGUUUACUUUCACAGUCAGAAAGGUGGCAUUACUAAUAGUAACACUCACUCUGAAGACUGGACUUUUAAUAAUCAGGGUCAGAAUGACCCAAACCGACCUAAACUAUUCAUUAUAUGGUACCUACAUGUAUGAUUUCCCCCCAUAUUUUCAGUUUGUGUCUCAUGUAUCUCAAGUGCCAUGAUCAUAAAUGAAGCUAAUUUGUCAUCUCCUCAUCCACACACAUCAUCCUGUUACAUUUAACCCUCCUGUUAUUUUAACUGUAAGUAAGUACAAUAAAUCUGACGUGUUUUACAACCAUGUGUAACAAUCGAAAGGGUUAAAAAUAAUUAAAAGUAAUAUUUGUCUCUAACAUUUAUCUUUCGCUUAGUUUGUAAAAAACAAAAAAAAUAUGAUCAAUAUUUUAAUGUGAUCAGAAAUGUUACUCUUUUACAGAUCAUGGUUCACUUGCACAAAGAUAACUCACAGUUAAGAACAAACAAAAAAUACUUGCCCUAUGUUUUGGUCUAAAUUGUACAUAUUUACUGACCCAAGGAGAAUUUAGGAGAAUUUGUAAUCACAUUAAAUUGGUCAUUUUUCGUUUAUAUGUUUAUUACACUAACUAAGUCUAGCAAAAAAGGAUUCAAGCUCCAAAUAUGAUUAAAUAUAUAUUAUCGGUAUUUUUUUUUUCACUUUGAAUGGGUUAAUUUAACCUGUAAUAUAACAGGAGGGUUAAAAUGCUUAAAGCCUUAUUAAAGGCUCAUUUUGUUAAUCUUACAAAUCAUUUACUCUCUUUUCCCACUCAUCUCUCUGUUCAGAUCUGUUUAGUUUAGCUCUGUUCUGUUCUACUGUGUGAAAGCAGUGCUCUUCACUCUGUGCUUUGGUUAAAGGACGGCCAUUCUCUGUUAACUGAACAGGAAAUGGGAACAACUUCAACAAGAAGCGUUGUGCUGAUAAAGAUACAGAAUAAAUGGAUACAUAUAACAUUG